Molecule: messenger RNA, 834 nt
Organism: Ostreococcus lucimarinus CCE9901
Lineage: Eukaryota; Viridiplantae; Chlorophyta; Mamiellophyceae; Mamiellales; Bathycoccaceae
Exons: 1
Biological process (GO): tRNA methylation
Cellular component (GO): cytoplasm
Molecular function (GO): tRNA methyltransferase activity
Source: RefSeq, a predicted model, not a curated record
AUGCUUGAGGCCAAAGGCUUAAAUGUCAACUUGGCGCAAGAAGCGCCGACGCGCUGGGAAAAGUUGGGUGAUUUGGUGUUGCUUCCCGCGAACGCGUUUACGGCGAGCGACUUUAGCGCGUUCGGUGCCGAGUUGUACGCCUGUGUGGCGCGAGUUCUCGGCGCAUCGCGCGUUGCGCGCCAAGCGCCGGUGAGCCAAGGGCCAAAGCGCGAAUCUCGCGCGGUGAUGCUUUACCCCGAAGGUGCCGAUGGUUGGGUCGAGACGAAAGAGCUCGGCGUAACGUAUGGAUUAGAUGUCACGAAAGUUAUGUUUAGCAGUGGUAACGGCACGGAGAAAAACCGCAUGGGCGCGGUCGGCGCAAACGGCGAAACCGUCGUGGACCUGUUCGCUGGCAUCGGUUACUACACUUUGCAGUUACUCAAGAACGCGGGCGCGGCCAAGGUGUACGCGUGUGAGUGGAACCCUAAUAGUUGCGAAGCCUUGCGUCAUAAUCUGCGCGUGAACGGCGUGGAGUCACGGUGUGAAGUGUUAGAGGGCGACAAUCGUCGAACCGCGCCGACGGGCGUCGCCGAUCGCGUCUUACUAGGAUUGCUCCCGCACGCUGAGAUGUCGUGGGAAACCGCGAUUAAAGCGCUGAAACCGAAAGGUGGGGUAUUACACGUGCACUCAAACGUUAACAGUGGCGAUGAGGACGAGUGGAUGGUGCGUUUGGUGAGCGAGCUGAAGUCACUGGCCGAGACGAACGGUCGCGGCGAUUUAGACAUCGUCGUGGAACACCUCGAGCGCGUGAAAUGGUACGGUCCGCGCAUUCGACACGUCGUGUGUGACGUUCGC